ACUGAAAAGGCAUGACCUUGAAUUUGUUACUUGUUGAUCAGGUCGCGUGAUGAAAUAGAUUUAAUACAACGCUAUACAUAAGUACAGAACAGCUGUAGCCUUUCCUUUAAAUGUGGAAUGACCGUUUAUGUUAAAGAGGUGAUCGUUUAUUUGGAUAACGUAAAUUAAGUUGUACCAAACUUAUAAAUGUAUUGUAGGAAUUGCCACGUGCAGAAAUAAGAUUUAAAUUUUAACUCGGUUUAACAUAAGUAAGCUUUAACUUAAACAUUACUCAUUUACUGUCCAAAUUCCCUGGUUUUAGUUUUACUAAACUUUGGAAGUAAUUAUGGCUGCUGUUCCUAAAUCAGAUCAAGAAAAACGAAAACAAAUUAGCGUUAGGGGAAUUGCUCAAGUAGAAAAUGUGGCUAAUGCAAAAAAGACUUUCAACCGGCAUUUGCACUAUACUUUGGUAAAAGAUCGUAACGUUGCUACUCCAAGAGAUUAUUAUUUUGCUUUAGCUCAUGCUGUUUGGGAUCAUCAAGUGGGAAGGUGGAUUCGUACCCAGCAGUAUUAUUAUGAAAAAGACCCAAAGCGUGUUUACUACCUUUCCCUGGAAUACUACAUGGGUCGAACCUUGUCCAACACCAUGAUCAACCUUGGAAUACAAGGUGCUUGUGAUGAAGCUAUGUAUCAACUGGGUUUAGAUAUUGAGGAGCUGGAAGACAUAGAAGAAGAUGCAGGACUUGGUAAUGGAGGGCUUGGCCGGUUAGCUGCUUGUUUUCUGGACUCUAUGGCAACAGUUGGCUUGGCUGCUUAUGGCUAUGGUAUAAGAUAUGAAUAUGGCAUUUUUGCACAGAAAAUUAGGGGAGGUGAACAGAUAGAAGAGCCAGAUGAUUGGCUCAGGUUUGGUAACCCAUGGGAAAAAGCCAGACCAGAGUAUAUGCUGCCUGUGAACUUCUAUGGACAUGUCCAGAAAACUAACCGUGGCUACAAGUGGGUUGAUACACAGAUUGUUUUUGCCCUACCUUAUGACACUCCAAUUCCUGGUUUCCGUAACAAUGUAGUGAACUCUUUACGACUUUGGUCUGCAAAGUCUCCUAAUAGCUUCAACUUAAGAUUUUUUAAUGAUGGAGACUACAUUCAAGCUGUACUUGACCGUAAUUUAGCGGAAAACAUUUCUAGAGUGCUUUAUCCAAAUGAUAAUUUUUUUGAAGGGAAAGAACUGCGUCUAAAGCAAGAGUACUUCAUGGUGGCUGCAACCCUUCAAGACAUAAUUCGUCGUUUUAAGUCUUCUAAAUUUGGCAACAGAAACCCUAUACGAACAUCUUUUCAGACAUUUCCUGAUAAGGUAGCCAUUCAGUUAAAUGAUACUCACCCUGCCUUGGCUAUUCCUGAACUGAUGAGAAUUUUUGUUGACAUUGAAGGUUUACCAUGGGAAAAGGCUUGGGAUAUUACAGUUGCAACCUGUGCCUAUACCAAUCACACAAUUCUUCCUGAGGCAUUGGAACGUUGGCCAGUUAAAUUGCUUGAAAGGAUUCUACCUCGCCACCUGUUGAUCAUUUAUGAUAUUAAUUCACACCUCCUUAAGGAAGUCCAGAAACGAUGGCCUAAUGAUGUAAACCGGCUUCGCAGAAUGUCUCUUGUGGAGGAAGAAGGAGAAAAACGGAUCAAUAUGGCUCACUUGGCUAUUGUAGGUUCACAUGCUGUCAAUGGUGUAGCUGCUCUCCACUCUGAAAUCCUCAAAACAAACCUGUUUAAAGACUUCUAUGAACUCACUCCAGAGAAAUUCCAAAAUAAAACCAAUGGAAUAACACCCCGUCGAUGGCUAGCUCUUUGUAAUUCAAACUUGGCUGAUGCUAUAGCUGAGAGGAUUGGUGAAAACUGGCUGACACAUCUAGAAGAUUUAGAGAGAAUUAAACCUUUGGUAAAUGACAGGAGUUUUAGGAGAACAUUCCAAAUUGUUAAACAGCUUAAUGGAGCACUUACGAUUGGUACUUUGGAUGGAGCUAACAUUGAGAUGAAACAAGAGAUGGGAGCUGAGAACAUCUUUAUCUUUGGAAUGAAUGUAGAAGAAGUGGAAGAGCUCAAAAGGAAAGGUUACAAUGCUUGGGAAUACUACAACAAAAACUUUGAACUGAAACAAUGCUUGGAUCAGAUCAGUAGUGGAUUCUUUAACUCGGAGAAUCCAGACAAGUUCAAGGAUGUUGUUAAUGUUUUGUUGAAUCAUGAUAGAUUUUUCCUUCUGGCUGAUUAUGAUUCUUACAUUAAGUGUCAAGAGAGAGUGAGUGACAUGUACACAAACAACGAAGAGUGGACGAAGAUGGCCAUUUUGAAUAUUGCCUCAUCUGGCAAAUUUUCCAGUGAUAGAACAAUCUGUGAGUAUGCUCGGGAAAUCUGGGGUAUUGAGCCAAGCUGGGAGAAACUUCCUGCACCCCAUGAGCCCAGAGAAGUAAUGGAUGACCCUGUUUCACUCUCCAGCACUUACUAAGCAUUGGUUGAAAUUAUUCUUCAGGUUGUCAUAAUAGGCCAUAAAAACUAAGAGAACCCCUUUCCAACUGAAUGUGUAUUGCUGAAAUGAUAUUUUUGUUAAAAUAUAUGCCACCCUAAAAAUUCUUCAUGGAGGCUGCAAGUGUGUAUGUUUGUUUAUGAGAACUUCAAACUAGUUUUUGUUCUAUCAGUUUUGAAACUUGCUGUGUUUGCCAUAGGGUUUGGAAGGUCUAAGAACAGUUACUUUGUUAAUGUAAAGGCACUGUGUGGUAGGUUACAGAAACACCUGUUGUGAAUGUUUGUUGUUGUAUUCUUGAUUUAGAGUAUAUCCUAUUUGUGGCAAAAUUAUUUCAAUAUUCAAAGUAUAUACAGAAUUUGGUAAAAUGUGUAAACAGACUCUUGUGAGGACAUUAACUAAAGUCAAUAUGGAACAAUUUUUGUUCAUGUUUUAACUAAAAGCAAAUGGUAGUUUUAUUUUUUCUGUAAUAGAUUAAUGUUGUAGCUUCUUUAUAUAAAUACCUAAACUGUUUUCAUAAUUUCUAUUGCUUUAUUUUGUUUGUAUUGUUAUUUUAUAUCAACAUUAUUGUUCACUGGACAUUCCAAUAUUGGGAAAAUAUUUGAACAGAUUUUCCCGUUUUGUCUAGUUGAUACCAAGUUUUGAAAAUAAAAUAUUUUUGUAAUGUAUAAUAUUAAAAUAAAGUGCUAUAGAAUCUCGUCAUAAACAAGUAUUCGUACACAGUUAAUAACCAAUUAUGUAUGACCAAAUAUUUGUAGUUAACUUGUAAUUCUUUAUUUGUUGAAGGUUUGUUUGUAAUUUGAAUAUUUUUACGCUGUCUUUUAUACUUGCUUAAUAAAGUUCGCGGGAAAGAAAA
Messenger RNA from Limulus polyphemus (Atlantic horseshoe crab), 3338 nucleotides. Its product is annotated as glycogen phosphorylase, muscle form-like. Gene Ontology annotation, molecular function: glycogen phosphorylase activity; pyridoxal phosphate binding. The coding region runs from base 326 to 2467 and encodes 713 amino acids. Gene Ontology annotation, cellular component: cytoplasm. Gene Ontology annotation, biological process: glycogen catabolic process. NCBI's taxonomy places the organism in Eukaryota, Metazoa, Arthropoda, Merostomata, Xiphosura, Limulidae. The record is from RefSeq and is a predicted model, not a curated record. The transcript has 16 exons.